Spinacia oleracea (spinach) is the source of this 630-nucleotide messenger RNA. Its product is annotated as cytochrome c oxidase subunit 6b-2. Lineage: Eukaryota; Viridiplantae; Streptophyta; Magnoliopsida; Caryophyllales; Amaranthaceae. The transcript has 4 exons. Gene Ontology annotation, cellular component: mitochondrion; respiratory chain complex IV. The record is from RefSeq and is a predicted model, not a curated record. Bases 144 to 377 code for a protein of 77 amino acids.
UGGUUUCUUACGUUUACUAAAAGGAGCAAUAUAAAAAUGGUUCAAAUACGUUUUCCUGCAAUUAAGAACAACAAUAAUCACCAAAAUUUUCUCUUUCCUCAUUUCGUCGUAUCGGUUCUCACUUCGUUUGAUCUGAUCGAAAAAUGGACGAGAUUGAACUGAAGACUGCUCCAGCUGAUUUUCGAUUUCCAACAACAAAUCAAACUCGACACUGUUUCACUAGAUAUAUUGAGUUCCACAGGUGCACAGCAGCAAAGGGUGAAGAGUCUGAUGCUUGUGAUAAGUUUGCCAGAUUCUAUCGUGCUCUUUGUCCUGGUGAAUGGGUUGAUCGGUGGAACGAGCAGAGGGAGAAUGGGACUUUUCCUGGUCCUCUGUAAUUAUUGAAUGCUUCGGUACAUGGAAGCUUCAAAUUGCUUCUUGGUUUUCUUCUUUGACAAUUCACUUGUUUUUUUUUCCAGAACCAAAAUGGGUUGAUAAACAUUUCCAUUAAAAUGUAGUUUUAUCCUCAUUAUUAUUGUCCGCACAAUGUGUGGCCAACAUGUUGAUAAAUCUUUCAAGUUGGCCAGAUUUAUUGUUCGUUUGGAUAAUGUUAUUUUGUGAUCGCAUUGCAAGUGUGGAUAUUCUCCAUAA